GGAAGAAAAAGUCUGGUAAACGUGGGUUCCUUGAUCAGCGACGGAGAAUACACAGCGUUGUCUCCGCUGCAAGACACCAAUCUCGGGACACAGCUUAGACCAAUUCCCUUGUCCUUCACUCCUUGCCCUAUCGGCUUGUUGAGAGAGAGAAUCCUCAACUAUGAUCUGCAUAUAUACCUCGAAUGACAACCCCUCCUUCCCUCCUGUCCCUCACAAUCCAUUCCGCCAUCCAUAAUCUCUCUCGCAUCUCCGAUCUCUCCUUUCUCCCUGAUCACGUCGUCCUUGAUCUUUUCCUGGAAACAUUAAGGGCUGGAAAGUUAAACGAGAGGGUUUUAAAGUUGUUCGUGGCAACUGGAAAAGAUGAAGUUCUUUCGCUCAUCGAGGCAUUCAAUAUCCAGCAAAUUGUCACCCCUGUUCUUCCUACCAUUUUAAAGAUGUCCCAGCUUAAUAUUAUGGAUAGCGAGGUCGACAUUGUGGUCGGAGCGCUCCACUCUGAUCUGACUUCAUUUAUGAAUGAAUGGAAGCCUAUUUUCUCCCAAUACCACUUGAUUAUUGUCAAGGAUCCUGAACUCAAAGAGGACCUCAUAAUUCCAGAUGGCUUUGAUCUUGAUGUCUAUUCUCAACAAGAUAUAGAUAGAAUUGUUGGUGCUUCUAAUUCAAUUAAAUUCUCUGGUUACUCUUGCCGAUACUUUGGCUACCUCAUGUCCAGAAAAAAAUAUAUCAUCUCAAUUGAUGAUGACUGUGUUCCAGCCAAAGAUGAUAAGGGCUUGUUAGUAGAAUUUGUAGCGCAGCACAUAUCGAACCUUUCAACUCCAGCCACUCCUUUCUUCUUCAACACACUGUAUGAUCCAUUUAGGAAAGGAGCGGAUUUCGUCCGUGGUUACCCAUUUAGUUUAAGGAGUGGGGUUGCUUGUAGUCUGUCAUGUGGACUGUGGCUGAAUCUAGCAGAUUAUGAUGCACCAACACAAGCCCUCAAGCCAAGUCUGAGGAACACGCGCUAUGUCGAUGCAGUCCUCACUAUUCCAGCAGGAGCCAUGUUGCCUGUGAGUGGAAUCAACAUUGCGUUUGAUCGAGAGGUGGUUGGUCCUGCUUUAUGUCCAGCUUUGAGAUUGGCCGGGGAAGGAAAGUUUCGGUGGGAAACCAUGGAAGAUAUAUGGUGCGGAUUAUGCGUUAAGGUGACAUGUGAUCACCUGAAGCUUGGUGUGAAAAGUGGGCUGCCGUAUGUUUGGAGAAAUGAAAGAGGAAGUGCAGUAGAGAGCCUGAAGAAAGAGUGGGAAGGGGUGAAGCUAAUGGAAGAAGUUGUUCCCUUCUUUCAAACUCUUAGGUUACCAGAAGCAGCAGUUACAGCUGAAGCCUGUUUCCUCGAGAUAGCGAAGGCAGUGAAGGAGAAGCUCGGGCGGUCGAAUCAAAUGUUUGCUCGUGCUGCUGAUGCCAUGGUCGAAUGGGUCGAGAUUUGGAAGAACGCUGGAUCGGGUCCUUUGCCUGUGGACAAUUAGGAGGAGUUGAUGAGUGAGUUUGGCCUCCUUCACUUCCCCCCCCCCCCUUCCCUUCAAUGAAUAACAGAAAGCUCCCUCUAUUUUCUUGCUGUAACAAUGAUUUGAGAAGACUGUUGAAAUUUCGUAAUGGCGAAGAGAGAACUGUUUCACAGUUAUUUUACUUUCAUGUUUGAUAUAUCUCAGCAUCACUGAAGGCUGUUGUUUUGUUGUUUGUGAUUGGCUGUGGACAAUGGAUGCUUCGUAUGAAAUGCUUGUGAUUGAAUACGGUUCUGG
This is a messenger RNA of Cucurbita moschata (crookneck pumpkin), 1769 nucleotides long. RefSeq names its product probable UDP-arabinopyranose mutase 5. Gene Ontology annotation, biological process: plant-type cell wall biogenesis; UDP-L-arabinose metabolic process. Bases 183 to 1496 code for a protein of 437 amino acids. Lineage: Eukaryota; Viridiplantae; Streptophyta; Magnoliopsida; Cucurbitales; Cucurbitaceae. Gene Ontology annotation, molecular function: UDP-arabinopyranose mutase activity. The transcript has 4 exons. The record is from RefSeq and is a predicted model, not a curated record. Gene Ontology annotation, cellular component: Golgi apparatus; cytosol.